This is a messenger RNA of Apis cerana (Asiatic honeybee), 2462 nucleotides long. It is a transcript of the gene Gdh, whose product is annotated as glutamate dehydrogenase, mitochondrial. Gene Ontology annotation, cellular component: mitochondrion. Gene Ontology annotation, biological process: L-glutamate catabolic process. The record is from RefSeq and is a predicted model, not a curated record. Lineage: Eukaryota; Metazoa; Arthropoda; Insecta; Hymenoptera; Apidae. Gene Ontology annotation, molecular function: L-glutamate dehydrogenase (NAD+) activity.
AUGUUUCAUGUAAAGCAACUAACGAGAUCGUCAAUUGCUUUAAAGCAAGUACCAAGCAAUGACAUUAUUCAUAAUACAUUGAUACGUAUCGUACCAGCAUUUCAAGCACGCGGUUAUGCUGAUCAUCAAAUACCCGAUCAUUUAAAGGAUAUUCCUAAUGAUCCAAAUCCAAAAUUUUUCGAUAUGGUUGAAUACUUUUUUCACCGAGCUUGUCAGAUUGUGGAAGAUAAAUUGGUCGAGGAUAUUGGCAAACGUUCCAGGAUGAGUGUUGAAGAGAGAAAAAAAAAGGUGAAGGGUAUUUUAAUGUUAAUGGAACGAUGUGACCAUAUCCUCGAAACUUCCUUUCCUCUGAGACGCGAUUCAGGCGAUUAUGAAAUGAUCACUGGCUAUCGCGCGCAGCAUUCAACUCAUAGAACACCUUGUAAAGGAGGUAUUCGUUUUUCGAUGGAUGUCUCGCGAGACGAAGUAAAGGCUUUAUCGGCAUUAAUGACUUUCAAAUGUGCCUGUGUGGACGUUCCUUUUGGUGGAGCUAAAGCUGGUAUUAAGAUUAAUCCUAAAUUGUAUUCAGAACAUGAGCUCGAAAAAAUCACUAGAAGGUUCACAUUAGAGCUUGCAAAAAAAGGAUUUAUCGGACCUGGUGUCGAUGUUCCUGCCCCUGAUAUGGGGACUGGAGAACGCGAAAUGUCUUGGAUCGCGGACACAUAUGCCAAAACUAUAGGACAUUUGGAUAUUAACGCUCAUGCUUGUGUAACUGGAAAACCUAUUAAUCAAGGUGGAAUUCAUGGACGUAUUUCUGCGACAGGACGCGGUGUGUUUCACGGAUUAGAAAAUUUUAUCAAUGAAGCUAAUUAUAUGAGCAUGAUUGGUACAACACCCGGUUGGGGAGGGAAAACAUUCAUUGUACAAGGUUUUGGUAAUGUUGGUCUACAUUCGAUGCGUUAUUUACAUCGUGCUGGAGCUGCUUGUAUAGGAGUAAUCGAACAUGAUGGUGCUAUUUACAAUGCCGAAGGUAUUGACCCUAAGAAAUUGGAAGAUUACCGUAUAGAGAAUGGUACUAUCGUGGGCUUCCCUGGUGCUAAACCUUACGAAGGUGAAAAUCUUAUGUAUGAACCUUGCGAUAUAUUCAUACCUGCAGCUAUUGAGAAAGUUAUCAAUAAAGAUAAUGCUUCUCUUAUUCAGGCAAAAAUUAUAGCCGAAGCUGCCAACGGACCAACUACUCCAGCUGCCGAUAAAAUUUUAAUCGACCGAAAUAUUUUAGUCAUACCAGAUUUAUAUAUAAAUGCCGGUGGUGUUACAGUCUCAUUUUUCGAGUGGUUAAAAAAUUUGAAUCAUGUGUCGUAUGGUCGUCUAACUUUUAAAUACGAAAAAGAAUCAAAUUAUCACUUAUUAGAAUCUGUACAAGAAUCAUUGGAACGUAGAUUUGGUCGUGUGGGUGGUCGAAUUCCUGUUACACCUUCCGAAGCAUUUCAAAAACGCAUUUCUGGUGCUUCUGAAAAGGAUAUAGUUCAUUCUGGUUUGGAUUACACGAUGGAAAGAUCUGCGAGGGCAAUUAUGAAAACAGCUAUAAAAUUUAAUCUUGGUUUGGAUUUAAGGACAGCAGCUUAUGUUAAUUCAAUCGAAAAAAUAUUUACUACUUACUCCGAAGCUGGUCUUGCGUUUUAAAUAAGUAAAGUAUUUAUCAACACAAAGCAAAUCGCAUAAAUGGAACUUAAAAAGUUUCAAGCUAGUAUUUUAAAGACAUUUUUAAUAAUCACUUUCAACUGAUACUAUCCAGUGUCUCUCAGUGAUAAAGACCAAAACUAUUAUAGCAGUGGAAAUAUUUCGCGUACGUUGUCGCACGCUAAAUCUUUUUCGAACACAUAAUAAUAAUAAUAAUAAUAAUAGUAAUAAUAAUAAUAAUAAUAAUAAUAAUAAUAAUAAUAAUAAUAAUAAUAAUAAUAGUAAUAAUAGUAAUAAUAAAUUUGCCUAACAAGUGUUCCAUCGUACGGAUAAUAUAUUUAAUGCUUACGUCGAUCGCGUUAUUCGCGUCGCUAUAAUUGUUAUACAGUACAAGUUGCAUGAAAAAGUGUAUAAAUCGAACACUAAUGAAUUCGAUAUAUGAAAUAACGAAUUCAAUAUGCAAAAUAGCAAAUUCAAAACAAAAUAUUGUAAAACAGCAUAUUUUCCUUUGUAAAUUCAACGAAACCAACCAAACAAUAUAAUAACAAUAUAAUAUCACAUUUUUAUACAUCACUUUUAACCAAUAUCUCUGAAUAUUAUUUAAAAAGAUUGCACGACAAACGCUAAAUGAGUGAUAAAAAUUUGUAAAUUUUAAUUUAAUUGAAUAUACAGUUAUUUUUAAAUUAUCGCGAAGAAUGAUUUACCGAGAUCUUAUCUCUAUAAUCAAACCGAAAAACUGCGAUAUCUCGUAUAAUAUUGUUAUAAUACGAAUUAUGUUAAUAAAUAUAUGAUCUUAAUUAAUA